AGAGGGCCGAAUCUGCGACACGACGAUCGCGCUGCAAAUUUCAACGUACGUUGGUAGAAAUUUAUUGUCUUGUUGAAUAUAGGGAUACGUGAGCGGUUGUCAGGAACAAAUAAGGAACACGAACAACCGCUCCCAAAGCGGGCAAAGGCGGUAACCGCCCUUUUGACUCCAGUAUUUUGGAAAAUUUCAGCUAAGUUGUAUAUAGGUUAAUUUUAUUGUGGAAAAUCAAAGAAUCGGAAUAAGCUGUUGCCAUUGUCAACCCGGAAGUGGAGGUAAGGUCUAGCCUAGAUACACGACCUACCUAACCUAGGCUAGGCCUAGGCAAGCGUUAAACAUUCAUCAUCUGGUGCUGUAUACAAUUAUUGUUCAGUUCCUUUGCUCUUCGAAUGUGUAAAUUGGAGUUUCUGUGAUACGGAGACGCAGGAAGGAAGGUUUAACAUUGUGUUUGAUACAAUUUUCUGUGGAUUUUUCUUCGUUGAAAUAUUUUGAUAUCUGUUUAAACAUGUCUUGAUUUUCGUUCUGUUUAAAUAUGGCAGUGGAGGUAGUUGGCUGCUUAGAGGUCAGCACGGUUCACCGUGUUGAUAGUGGACUCCCACGUUGGCAGUCCACUUGCGCAAGAAUCGUCCUCAACGUUUAGGAUUUAUUCAGUGACGACUCAUAUUUUGAGUCUUGUUUUCACGAACGUCACAUAGGCCUAAUACCAAGACAUACUCGAAUACCACCAUGUUUAAUAAUAUUAAAAAUUCAGUUUAUUGAAUUAUCAAAUACUAGGCCUAUAGGCUAGCAGAUAGGCCUAGGGCCCAAGUUACUCUAGACUCUUGCUCUUCUUUUACAAGAGGCAGGGUUGUCAUUUUGCCUUUAUAUUAUUAAACAAAAUUUAUUCUGGAAGUUUGGUACCCAAUAGACUUAGUCAAACAGAUAUAAAUAUAGUACAGUUAUGAAUAAAAAUCCUAUAAAACAGCAAGAAAGUAAAAGCAUGUCGAAUGGCAUUGCUUCAGGAGAGGAAGGCGACAUUAUUGGGAGGGAUCGGAAGGAAGUACCGGUAGUGAACCAGCUACCACGUUUGAAUGGCAGUGGAAGUGCACAUCAUCAUUUAAAACUAACUGAAAGUAAUGGUGAUUCAACGAUGGUGCUAGAACACUCAAUAGAAAGUGAAUUGAAACGUGUCAAAUCUUUAACAAUGGUGACUAGUGCUCUUCGGAGUGAAAAUGGAGCGAGGAAGAAUAAAUCAGUUAUGAUAAAAGAGCCUGAGGAGGUAAUAGCUAAACGUCAACAAGAAAAGAUAGAAAAAGAACAACAGCAUUUGAAAGAUGCAGAAGUUGAAAAACAGUCUGAGGUUAAUUCACUUGAAGAAAGAUCAGACAAAGAAAAUGGGGAAUCAGUGAAAGGAUUUGAAAAAUUUGUAGAAAGAACUGCAUGUCAAAUAGAUGAAGAUGGAACAAUCAAUUUAAAUACUGAAAACAAUGGGCAAGAUGGGCAGGAGAUUGUGAAGUGUGAAGCGGAAGAGGAGGAGGAGAAAGAAGAAAAAGCUGUCGGGGUUUCUCCUUGUGGACGCUUUAUGAAGUUUGAUAUUGAGGUUGGUAGAGGUGCUUUCAAAACAGUGUACAAAGGUUUAGAUUCAGACACUGGUGUAGCUGUGGCUUGGUGUGAAAUGCAGGAACGCAAAUUAUCAAAAGCAGAUCGCCAACGAUUUAAGGAAGAAGCUGAAAUGCUGAAAGGACUGAGUCACCCGAACAUUGUAAGCUUCUACGAUUAUUGGGAGGCAGUGUUUGAAACUUCUUCUGGUACGCGGCGCAAGCACAUUGUCCUCGUCACGGAGCUAAUGACAUCUGGCACACUCAAAACAUACUUGAGACGAUUUAAGGUUCCAAAACCUAGAAUGUUACGUGGAUGGUGUAAACAAAUCCUAAAAGGACUUCACUUCCUGCAUACACGACAACCACCUAUCAUACAUCGAGACUUGAAGUGUGACAACAUUUUCAUCACCGGAACCUCGGGCUCGGUAAAAAUCGGUGACUUAGGCUUGGCCACUCUCAAGAAGAACUCUUUUGCAAAAAGUGUUAUAGGUACCCCAGAGUUCAUGGCUCCUGAGAUGUACGAAGAACACUAUGAUGAGUCCGUGGAUGUAUACGCAUAUGGAAUGUGCUUACUGGAGAUGGCCACCUCUGAAUAUCCGUACUCUGAGUGUCAGAAUGCCGCUCAAAUUUAUCGCCGCGUAACAACAGGCAUCAAGCCAGCGAGCUUUGAGAAAGUAAAAUAUUCCCAGAUUAAGGAAAUUAUAGAAGGAUGCACAAUGUCGGAUCAUACGGCAAGGUAUUCCAUUAAAGAACUUCUAAACCAUGAGUUUUUCGAUGACACCGGAUUUCGAGUGGAGCUCGUUAAGGAUGACAAUAUUGGUAGUAUCCAAUUACAAUUGAAAAUAGAGGACCCUAAGAAGAGACGCGACAAGCACAAAGACAAUGAGGCGCUUCAGUUUGAUUUUGACCUAGAGAAAGACGACCAUGAGAAAGUUGCGGCGGAGAUGGUCAAAUCAGGCUUUCUAAAUGAGGAGGAUCAGAAAACUGUUGCGAGAAGCAUACGUGAACGGUUAACACACCUGCGGAAAACACGUGAAAAGAAGGACAAGGAGAAGCAGGAUAAACAGGAGAAGCAGGAGAAAGAACGAUUGGAAAAAGAAAAACACGACCGCGACCGUCAGGAAAGAGACAGGCUAGAAAAACAGGAAAGAGAGGUUGAAGCAGGUGAGUCGAUUACUACAUCUGAUAGCGGUGUAGGUGUGUCAGCGGUGUCAGACCAGAACAGCAAAGGUCAUUCAUCCUCUCAGUCGUUUGGCCCAACAUCAGGACAACAGGUAUAUUCAAGCUCACAGUUUGCUAAUCAGUCCUACCAACAAAACGUGCCCCAGAGUAUACAACAGCCACAGCCCGGACAGUCUCAACAUUACCAACAGACGACACCCUCUCAAUCAGGCAACUACCCACCGACAUGUGACCAAGUGCAAUAUGGGGAACAGAGUCAGCAGUUUCAACAGCAGUCGCAGCAGUUUCAACAACAGACACAGCAGCAACAACAGUUUCAACAACAGACACAGCAGCAACAACAGUUUCAACAACAGACACAGCAACAACAGUUGCAACAGCAGUUUCAACAACAGCAACAGCAGCAGCAACAGUUUCAACAACAGACACAGCAGCAACAACAGUUUCAACAACAGACACAGCAGCAACAGUUGCAACAGCAGUUUCAACAACAGCAGCAACAGCAGUUUCCUAAUCAACAGUUUCAACAGUAUGUCCAGGGAAACCAACCAGGUCAACAAUAUAUUCCAACCACUCAGCCUGGUCAACAGGCUGGGGCAAUGGGUCAGCAGUAUGUUGUUGGUCAGGUCAUAGUUCAGCAACAGUCAAAAACUGACGUCCAACAAGUUGACCCACAGCAAGCAGGUAAAUACACAGCCACAUCGGAGCCUAAAGAUACUAUUGUUUCUUUUGACAGUCAAACAGUGUUCGCCGAUGAUGGAAAUCAACAAGGUGAGAAAGAGAAGAGAGACAAAAGCAAGGAAGAACGAAAACAAAGGAAUAAAAACAUAAAAAGAAACAAAGAUCGUCCUCCGAAAGUAUCAGUUAUAUCGUUUGAUAAGGAGAUUUUAGAGUGCGCAUUCACCAAUCACUGUGGCCAGCAAGUUACAUUUAGAUUCAGUUACGAAGAUGAUAACCCUGAAGAGAUGGUUGCAAACUUUAUUCAGAAUGGCAUGAUCUCGCAUACCUAUGAGUCUAUGCUGAUAGAUCAACUCCAUAAGAUAUGUGAGGAAUCUAAACUGAAAGGACCAGCAGCGAUUUCACCACCUGGUGAGCUAGAGCGCCCUGUACCACCAUCUAGUCCUAAAUCGUUGUCUCAAAGUGCGCCAGCAAUACAAAGUGAUGUUGAUCAAGAUGAUACAGGAGCACAGACACAGGUAGUGGAAAAGCAGUCUGAAUUUGUUUUACCAUCACCUAAAAAAGAGCCGCCUGGAGAUCUGACGUCCAACACUGCAGCUUUAAAUCCAGAAGCAUUUACAGAUAGUCCAGUUAUAAAUGUUAAUGUAAACGUAAACGUAACUGCAGGUUCAGCUUCUGCCGUCGAAUCUGGGGCUGAAGUACAACAAAUACAGCCGGACCUAUCAUCAUCAGCUGGUUCUGUUACAAUGAAGCCAGCAUUUGAUCAACUGUCUAAUCAAAAAGUAGCCUCGUUAACCUCUGACACUCAAGGUCCUCCUUUAGGCAGUCAACCAAAUAUGGUGUCUCAACAGUAUUUUGUUCAGAACACCAUGGCCAAUGUAGUAUCAACAAUUGGUAGUAGCAUUUACCAGCAUACUCCAACCCACCAACCUCAGGGCACCACUGUGAUGGCUGCUCAGUCUGGUGCUACAACACAAGCAUACAUCCAACCCCAAAUCAUGAACUCUGGGCAGAUGGAUGCUAAAAAUCAAGUUAUUUUUGAUGGCAAAGGCCUAGAUCAGCCAGCAAAUAUUGUCCUUGCCAAAUCUGGUAAUGUGAUCAAGCCAGUUGGUGUUCACCAAGGCCAGCCAGGCAACGUCCUUAUAGCAACGCCACAACCAAUGUAUCAACAGGGGCAAGUGCAGCCGGUGACUAGCGGACAGGUUUUCCAGCCAGUUCCACAACAGCAAGGGCACCAGCAGCAAACUCAUCAAAUGUUUGCUCUGCCGCCUGGAUAUCAACCGUCAACUUCGGUCCAACCUGUUGCUACUAACAUACCUGUGUACCCCAGCCAGCCUCAGCCUAUAGCACAGCAGCCCAACCAAGUCUACCAGCAAAGUACCCAAGAAGGGUCCAACCAAACUUGGAUGUCUGAUCAAACAGGCCAACGGGUGCCAAACCAGCAGCCUGUUAGUCAGAAUCAAGCAAAGAGUGCGCCAUCAUUAAUGGAUCUGGAUCAGAAACUUGCCAAAGUUUCCAAAAAGCCAGGCAAAGGUGGGUCUGCCUUUGUACCUCCCACAACUAGUGUGCAUGGGCAAAUUCCUAUUCCAACCCCUCAAGGGUCUCAGGCUGGAACUAAUAUUAUCCCUCAACAGGGUCAAAUCAUGUCUGGAAACAUGCAGCAUCCAAUAUCUAAUGUUUCCAUGACUCAGUUUACAGCACAGCAGCAGCAGCAGCAACAACAAAUGUUUCAUAAUUGUGCUGUGUCUUCCCAGCAACAAUUUUCUGGUGUACCGAUAUCAACUCCUCUUGGACCACACACUGUGCCUGGUACCACUGGAGGUACAUAUGUUCAACAAAUUCCACCCCAAAAUGCAAUGCAUCCCAAACUUGAGAGAAAAACUUCUGAUCAAGCAAAUAGAAUGAUGAAGAAUCAAGCCAAGGAACGCCCUUUUAAUGACCAAUCAGGUGUAAUGACCAUAGAAAGGAGAACAUCUGACCAAGAACUCAUUGCAUCUAUAUCACCACCUGAACCAAAUCUGAGUACUCAAAGUUCUGUUGAGCUAGAAAUUGCAGAACAGACAUUGAAAGACAAAACCAAAGAUAUUGAGGAUGCUCGCAAAAUGUCUGUGGACCUCGAGCCUCAUGCAGAUAAUGUUGUAGUACCAAGUGCAAAUGGUGUUCCGUCAAGAUUCUCUGUAAGGAAAGUUGAUAGCAGCCAAGUAAUUGUUUCAACAGGCAAAGUAGAUGAUAACAUUGUGCAAGAAGCAGGAGAUACUGCUGCAGCUGGUCAACCUUCUGCAGAAGAAAACUUAAUUGAAAAGCCUGUACAUGUUGGCCGCUUUAAGGUUUCUCCAGCUGCACAAGGUUCAAAGGAGAGUCCUCCGGAGUUUCAGCCUCCUGUGGUGGAGGUUCCAGAGGAAGAUAAAUCCAGUCCAGCACAACUUGAUAACACAAAAACUAUUACAAAUGUAGGACGCUUUCAAGUGCUAAAUGUUGGCACACCCAAACUGCCAGAUGACACAUCAGUGGAUGAAAAACAAAACAGGAGUGGGAGUCUGCAAGAAAAAGAACCAGUACACACCACAACAGCAGUUGAAAGCCUGAAGAAGUUUGAAUCUGAUCAACAACACAGGCCUCUACCUGCUUUCAGCCCACAAACAUCAGUCAAUGAAACUGAGAGAUUAGAUUCCAUACCACGAGAACUGGUGGAAUCUGUAUCUCUAUCUGCACCUUAUCCAUUUGAUCGUAAAAGUAGCAUCUCUGGAAGUGAGCGUGGCACACCAGACAGCAUCACAGCAGAGAUGGCCCAUGCAUCUGUGGCCAAUGUGAAUCAUGUGAUACCUUCCCAGGCUGAUUCAGUUUCAACAGGAAUGUCACCGGAAACUGCAUCAAGUACUCCUGAACCUAACCAAAUGAAUUUUGCACAGGCCAGCCAGUUCAUAGAUAACAACGUCUUACAACUCAUGACCAGGCAACAAGAUGAACUUGAUAAGCUACACAAGAGAUACAUGGAGGACAGAGAAAAAUUAUUAAAGAAACAUAAUCAAGAAUUCAGUGAAGUUUUGAGUGCUAAAGGUAUUGCUCUUUUUCCACAACUACUAGAGGCCUUGCGCAAGAGCUUGGCACCGCAGACAUCAAAGUCUUCACAAGGUGUCAGUUUUCAGCAGCUUCCAUCCAAUUUUGUACUUAAUGACUAUUUACCUGGUCACGGAAGCCCACCAGUCAUCACAGAAAAUCGAUUGGAUCACCAUGUGAUGCAAACGAUCCCAACACAACAAGUUUAUUUACCUACUACUCAUUCUGCCAUCAACACCACAACUAUCCCGUCGCACAGUCAGUCAUACAACGCAGCUCUUGUAGACUCAAGACUGUCAGGGGCUACCCAACCUAUGCCUGUGUACCCUGUUGUACAACUGCCUUCCAUGAACAAUGUACCUGUACCUACCAGUUUGGUCUUCAGUCAGACACCAUAUCCAUCUGUUGCUUCUAUACCUGUAGAGUCGGACAUGCAAAGAUUUCAUUCGUUAAACCAACAAGGCCAACAUUGUGACCCCAACCUUCAAGGUAUAACUGCGCGUCCAGGCCUUAUACCAAACGCACAAAUUGUUGGCACACAAAGCGGUGACACGUUAGAUCAGGUGCCAUCAGUCGGUCAACAGAUGCCGUCACUUAGCCAACAAAUGCAGUUGGCCGGACAACCGAUGCUGUCUGCCGGCCAACAGAUGCCAUUAGCAGGUCAACAGAUGCCUCAGAUGUUUCAAAAUAUACAACCCAGUCAACAACAGCCUAUACAACCCAGUCAACAACAGCCUAAGCAUGCUUAUACGAGAAGUAUAAGUGAAAGUUAAGGCACCUAGUUAUUGUGCUAUAUGUAGAAGCAAGCCUAAGAAGACUAUCACAUUAUUAUUAAUGGCUUCUAGUUUAUCAGGAGCCAACUUCAAUACACUCCUUCAGUGUUUAGGUGAAUGCCUAUCAAUGCAAAUGUCAACUUGGCACAAGCUAAAUAGUUUUACUUGGCUAUAAAAUUUGUUACAGUGUAAAUGAUAACAGAUUCUUUUUGGCUUGUGAUUAUGCACAAUGCAUUUGUAGAUUUGCUGUAAAUCAAUCAAUUAUUUAUUUAUAGGCAUAAUCAAUAUUGAAGCUUAAAGCUUUACACUAAACAUUCAAACUUUCGUAAUGAGCUCAGUAGCAGCUACGGUAUGCAACAACAAAAGGAUGGCAGUAAUAUUUGCAACAUGAGAGAAAAAUCGAGCUACAAUAAUUUGUACUCGUGCAAUAGUAUGAAGGAAAAUGUAUAGUUUUUAUACUUACACUUGAUUCACAUGAGAAAAAAUGUACACAGGAUAAAUUCAGCAAGCAUCCCCUUCUGCAUCAUGUUUAUGUGAAGGUGCAUCAGUCUGAGAAUAGAAUGGAUCCCAUAAAAUGCCCAUUUUAAGACAGAUAUCUCAGAGGCAUUUAACUCUCCUGAGAAUGGACAGGGAUAGCCCCUUAUCCUACACUGUGGCAUUGCUUUUACGCGCAAAAAUUAUUCGGCUUAUCUGUUCUACUCAGGAGGAAAAUCUGUAGACGUCUGUCAAACAUAGAUAUCUGUCAAACAUCUAGUAAGAUGCUAGUAAGUAGCAUCCCGGGUAAAAUUUUGUCUUGUGUGAAUUGGGUGUUAAACCUUGUCCACACUAUCAAAUUUUAUUUGACAAAAAAAAAUGUGUCAUCCCUAAAUAUGGUGACAUCACAUCAUGACUGUAUUUACAUGGGUUUAUCAUCAUGACUAUAUAUGUGCAUACAACAGU
Molecule: messenger RNA, 8206 nt
Organism: Anneissia japonica
Lineage: Eukaryota; Metazoa; Echinodermata; Crinoidea; Comatulida; Comatulidae
Product: serine/threonine-protein kinase WNK1-like
Exons: 16
Coding region: 938-7267 (2109 amino acids)
Biological process (GO): positive regulation of sodium ion transmembrane transporter activity; intracellular signal transduction; monoatomic ion homeostasis
Cellular component (GO): cytoplasm
Molecular function (GO): ATP binding; chloride channel inhibitor activity; protein serine/threonine kinase activity
Source: RefSeq, a predicted model, not a curated record